Messenger RNA from Trypanosoma brucei brucei TREU927, 1173 nucleotides. RefSeq names its product inositol polyphosphate 1-phosphatase, putative. Bases 1 to 1173 code for a protein of 390 amino acids. The record is from RefSeq and is a predicted model, not a curated record. The transcript has a single exon. Lineage: Eukaryota; Euglenozoa; Kinetoplastea; Trypanosomatida; Trypanosomatidae.
AUGCCUCAGGUGGAUCUCGUUAAACUCUUGCAAAUAUGUGUGAAUGGCGCUUUGGCUGCGCAGCAGUACAUUCUGCUCGAUCUGAUUCAGCUUCGCAGUUUGGAAGUAUCCCGUCGUGACGUGUGUAUAGCGGAUUUGGACCAGCAGGAAAUUGCGCGGUUGCGUGCCCGUCUGAAAGCUGCGGUUUCGGUUGAUGUGAAGGGGAAGCUCGAGUAUAAAGAGGGUGGCUCCGUUGAUGACCUCGUGACAACUGCGGAUGUCGUCACUCAGGGCUUAAUGGAGCGCCUCCUCGCUGAGGCAUUCCCGGAUACGCCCUUUACUAUUAUUGGUGAAGAAGAAGCAACAACAACUGAUGCCAUUAAAAUACAGGUGGAACGUUGUGUGGAAGCGUUCCGUGACGUGAACGCCGUAGCACCACUGCAAAAAGAACUUGAGGCACAUGCCUCCAGUGAUUCGCGGCACGUGUCAGCAUCAACCGUGGAGGAGCUCCGCGCUCGCGUUGGGGUAUUCAUUGACCCAAUCGAUGCCACAAGCUGCUUCGUUGACGGGACGUGGGGUGCCCCAAUGACGCUUGUUGGGAUCACAGUUGACGGUGUACCGGUUGCCGGUGUUUCCAAUCGUUUUUUUUACAGCACUGUUGAUGACUUAACUUCGGGCGGUAAUGCCGGAUGUACGGGUCUAUCAUACGUGUGGAAUGACCCCUCUGCGGGACCUUUUAUUGUGCACGAGGGACGGCUGGCGACUCCUCUUUGGUCACUCGGAAGGAAGACGACCAGCAACCUUGCCAUGCUACGUGUUAUUCGUUCUGGCACAACCAGUAAUAAGCGCUUCGAGCAGUUGUUGGCCCGACUGCAGCCCGUUGAGCCUCGAAGUGCUCGGGGCGCUGGCAAUAAGUUGAUGCUUCUUGUUGUCUCUAUGCUCGCGGCAUCAGAUGGGGCGGCUGCCGCUGCAUGCGACGUAUUCUUGGCCCCACCUAACAGCAUCAGCAAGUGGGACACAUGCGCUGCUCACGCUUUCCUUCUGGCGCUAGGAGGUGAUAUGCGUACACUGCGGGGAGAACUCAUCCGGUACCCGCUGCGAGGCACAACUAAUCUCAAAACCCUUCCUGACGGGGUCGUUGGUUUGACGCGAUGGUCGAUGACGGAAGGCCUUCGGCGUUUGGGAUGGCAGUAG